Messenger RNA from Brachypodium distachyon (stiff brome), 2542 nucleotides. RefSeq lists its product as uncharacterized. The record is from RefSeq and is a predicted model, not a curated record. NCBI's taxonomy places the organism in Eukaryota, Viridiplantae, Streptophyta, Magnoliopsida, Poales, Poaceae. Gene Ontology annotation, molecular function: glycosyltransferase activity. The transcript has a single exon. The coding region runs from base 217 to 1950 and encodes 577 amino acids.
UCGUCUCGCCGCCCGGCCGCCCGCCCGCGGUCUAUAUAAGCCCUGAGCCCCUGACGCGGUCCCGACAAGCACGAGACCGCUGCAAAAGGGAAACUAGCUGCUAGAGCAGAUUUGCGAUCCCCCCUGUUUCUCCUGUCCAAAAGAAAAGGGACACCAUUUCGUUGUUCUCUCCACACACACACACACACACCACACAGACCAAGGAGAAUAGACGUCAUGGCCGCCUCGAAGCUGCCCGAAGAGAAGAGCCUGAUCGGCGGCGCGGCGGACAAUCUGCAGGACGGGAAGAAGGUGGGCCGGCUGAGGUGGCCCGGCUUCGUGCACUUCUUCUUCCUCCUCACCGUCGUCACCUGCGCGUUCGUCUACGCGCCGCGCUUCUUUCUGGCGCCGUCCACGUCGGGUGUGGUGGCCAGCGUCGACUUCUUCGCGCCGGCGAAAGCCGCCAUGUCAUCGUCGUCGCCGCCGCCGUCGAGCAGCAGCAGUACACCGCAAGCCGCCUUGUUGCCGCCGCCGCCGUCGAGCAGCAGCAACAGCAGCAGUACACCGCAAGCCGCCCUGUCGCCGCCGCCGCAGCCGUCGAGCAGUAGUACUAAUAGCACAGUGCGCGCCGGAGGGGGACAAGAUCAUGCCGAUGGCGGCGGCGGCGGCGGCGGCGACAAUGCGUCUUCUUCUUCGUCAGGGGAUGAUGAAGAUCUCGUCCUGGACAACCAGGUGGGGUCCCCGUGCGAGUCCAUGGGCAAGCACGGCCGCAUCUGCUGCGACCGGUCGGACUUCAACACGGACGUCUGCUUCAUGUCCGGCGACGUGCGCACCCACGCCGCCUCGCUCUCCUUCCUCCUCUUCAACGCCAACGCCACCGUGGAAGAGCAGAGGAUCCGCCCCUACACGCGCAAGUGGGAGCGGCACCUCAUGGCGUCCAUCCACGAGGUCCGCCUCCGCGCGCCCACAGCCUCCGAAUCAGAAACCUCCAAGUGCGACGUGGUGCACGAGGCGCCGGCGCUGGUGAUGACGGCGGGGGGUUACACGGGGAACCUGUUCCACGCCUUCAACGACGGGUUCCUCCCGGCCUGGCUCACCUCCUCCCACCUCCGCCAUGGCGUCGUGCUCGCCGUGCUCGCCUACAACCCCUGGUGGGCCGGCACGUUCCGCGAGCUCAUCUCGGAGCUCUCCGGCCGCCGCGGAGUCGUGGACCUGGUCCACGACACGCGCACCCACUGCUUCCCGGCAGGCGCCAUCGUCGGGUCCCGCUUCCACGGCGUGCUCUCCGUCGACCCCGCCCGCACCCGCGACCACAAGUCCCUCCUCGACUUCCACACCUUCCUCGCCAGAGCCUACGAAGCGGACAACGCAGCCCUGAAACAAGAGGAACAACAAGGGCGGCGUCCGAGGCUGGGGAUCCUGGCGAGGAAAGGGAACCGGGUGAUCGAGAACCAGGGCGCCGUGGCGCGCCUCGCAGAGUCCAUCGGGUUCGAGGUCUCCAUCCUUGAGACGGCCAACGGCGCGCCGCUGUCGGCAUCGUACGCGGCCGUGAGCGCCUGCGACGUGCUCCUCGGCGUCCACGGCGCCGACCUCACCAAGCUCCUCUUCCUCCGCCCAAGCAACAACACCAACUCCAACUCCACGGCGGCGGUGCUCCAGAUCGCGCCGCUGGGGGUCGGGCCGAUCGCGCGCGGGUGCUACGCGGAGGCGACCGUCUCCAUGGGGCUGCGCUACGAGCAGUACGACGUGGUGGCCGGCGAGAGCUCGCUGAGGCUCAAAUACGCGGCGGACGACGUGAUCGUGGCUGACCCGGAGACGGCCAAGAAAGGCGCCGGCUGGGAGCUCGUGGCCAAAGUGUACCUCGGCAGCCAGAACGUGACGCUGGAUCUUGACAGGUUCGGGGACACGCUCAGGGACUUGCACUCUGCCAUCCUCGCCGCCGCCGCUCCAGGGCCUGCUGCGCGUCCAUGAUCGGGCAAUCGAGCUGCAUGCUUGGUUCAUUGAUUGAUUAAUUGGUUCGUACUACGUGACAGGGUGCGUUGAUUAAUUCUUGGGUUAAGUGUGCAACCGUUCUGGAUUAAUUCCUGCUCGCCACACCAGCACAAAAGCGUGGGGCUGCUUCGUGUCCCGGAGAUACAUAAGACAUAUCAGAUUUAUAUGUAUAUAUAUAAAUUUUGUUCGGCUGGAAUAUAUGGACAGAUAAUGGUGACAAUUAAGCGGCGGCAUGUAUGUACGUAUGUAUGUACGCAUACGCCAGCCAGCCGGCCGGCACCGGUGAUGUAUAUGGUGGUUUCAUUCCUCAGGAUGCAGAGACAUUUGGAAUGUUGCAAGGGACCAGGGUGGAUCUUUGAUUAUUCUUUCGGAGUACUAGGCCAAAACGACAAGUUAAUUAGGAGUAUUUUUUUUUCUUGAAAGAUGAAAUGAACGAUUUUGAGCACUGGAGUGAGAUAUAUAUCUGUGAGUAUAUAUGGGUGCACAUUAAUGUUAAUUCAAUUAGUGGUAUCCCCAUUUUCGUAUGAAUUGUAAUUAAUGUUUGAUGUAGAUGAGGUAUGGAGUUAAUGUU